AGUGUCCCCGUGUCAACCUUAACCAUUUGGGGUUUAUUUUGCCCUUUAUCAGCGCGGCUGACCCUUUAAUUCUAAUCCUCUCCCGGGUUCCCUUUCAACAGCCGACAUAGCAAAAUUUCGAUUGUAAAAGUGGAAGCCGUCCAGUUCGAUUCCUAAUCAAAUCGUUAACCUGAUCGAUAGUAAGAGCUUUUGAAGGCAGAAAUCUCGUAGCUUUUGAUCCGCCAUGGUGGCUUUAAAGGAUCUUCUACCAGACGCGAAAAACUCAACGUCGACGUAUUACGACCACGCAAACGACCCAUGGUUUAGACAACGGUUUAGUUCGUCGGAGGAAGAGAAAUCCUCCACGGCAAUAAAGGCAAAACCAGUACCGCCUUAUAUGAAACGCGCCGGAUUUGUUCCCAGAAAAGUUGAAGACUUUGGAGAUGGAGGUGCUUUCCCUGAAAUCCAUAUCGCUCAAUACCCUCUUGGUAUGGGAAGAGUAAAAGGGGCGAAACCAGGAUCGAAGAUUCUUCCCGUGACCGUUGAUGCUCAUGGGAAUUUGGCUUAUGACGCGAUAGUUAAGCAGAAUGAGAAUGCAAAAAAGAUUGUUUACUCGCAGCAUAAGGAUUUGAUACCGAAGAUUUUGAGGAGUGAGGAAGAGGGUGGUGACGAGGAGGAAGAGGAAGAGAGGCAGAAAGAGAUUGAGGAAACAAUGCAAGAAACUAAGGCAGCCUUAGAGAAGAUUGUGAAUGUGAGAUUGAGUGCUGCACAGCCGAAGAAUGUUCCUAAACAGUCUUCUGAUUCAAAUUAUAUUAAGUAUAAGCCUUCACAGCAAUCGGCUGCAUUUAAUUCAGGUGCUAAAGAGAGGAUAAUUAGAAUGGUGGAGAUGCCUGUGGAUCCUCUUGAGCCUCCCAAGUUUAAGCAUAAGAGGGUCCCGAAAGCUUCAGGGUCUCCACCUGUGCCGGUGAUGCAUUCCCCUCCACGGCCUGUGACUGUGAAGGAUCAGCAGGACUGGAAAAUUCCGCCUUGUAUUUCAAACUGGAAGAAUCCGAAAGGGUAUACAAUCCCACUGGAUAAACGUCUUGCUGCUGAUGGAAGAGGUUUACAGGACGUACAGAUUAAUGAUAACUUUGCAAAGCUGUCUGAGGCUUUGUAUGUUGCAGAGCAGAAGGCUAGAGAAGCUGUGUCGAUGAGAUCAAAGGUGCAGAAAGAGAUGAUGAUGAAGGAGAAGGAAAGGAAGGAGCAGGAGUUGCGAGCUUUGGCUGCUAAAGCUCGUUCUGAGAGAACUGGGACAGUGGCACCUUCAGCUGCUGUUCCAAUGUCAUCUGACAGAAAUGCGGUGGAUACUGAUAUGAGAGUGGAUUAUGAGCCAGUGAGGGAGAGAGAAAGGGAUAUGCCAAAGGAAUCAAAGGAAGAAAGGGAGGAGCGGUUGCAGAGGGAGAAAAUACGUGAAGAACGACGUAGAGAAAGGGAGAGGGAGAGAAGGUUGGAGGCCAAAGAUGCCGCCAUGGGUAAAAAGAGUAAGAUUACAAGGGAUAGGGAUAGAGAUAUCAGUGAGAAGGUUGCUCUUGGUAUGGCUUCUACUGGUGCUGGAAGAGGUGGGGAAGUGAUGUAUGAUCAAAGGUUAUUUAACCAGGAGAAAGGAAUGGAUUCUGGAUUUGCAACUGAUGAUCAAUACAACAUCUAUGACAAGGGUCUGUUCACAGCACAGCCGACUCUCUCAACACUCUAUAGACCAAAGAAAGACGUGGAUUCUGACAUGUAUGGUGGUGCAGAUGAGCAGCUAGAGAAAAUGAUGAAAACUGAUAGGUUUAAACCUGACAAGGCAUUUGGUGGUACUUCUGAGAGGAGUGGUCCAAGGGAUAGGCCUGUUGAGUUUGAAAAGGAAGCUGAGGAAGCUGAUCCAUUUGGUCUGGAUCAGUUCUUGACAGAGGUCAAGAAGGGUAAGAAAGCCAUGGAAAAAGUGGGCUCUGGAGGGACAAUGAAGGCAAGUGCAGGCUCUUCCAUGCGAGACGGCUAUGAAGGAGGCUCUAGUAGAUCUCGCAUUGGUUUUGAAAGAGGACAUUAAGUAUCCUAUGUAUCUCUUGACUAAUGUUAUAUGACUCUUUAGCUUGUUAAUUUUUCUGAUCUUUGUUGCUCAGUGAAUCUUAAUCCCUGAAGUAGCUUCAGGGGUGAGUUUUUUUUUUUCUCUUCAAAUAUGUGGGAUGUUGCUUAUUUUGCCUUGUGAAGAUUUUAAAUGGUCAUAUUUCCCUUCACUGUUCACUACA
Messenger RNA from Theobroma cacao (cacao), 2246 nucleotides. RefSeq names its product chromatin protein family (gene SKIP). Gene Ontology annotation, cellular component: spliceosomal complex. NCBI's taxonomy places the organism in Eukaryota, Viridiplantae, Streptophyta, Magnoliopsida, Malvales, Malvaceae. The record is from RefSeq and is a predicted model, not a curated record. Gene Ontology annotation, biological process: mRNA splicing, via spliceosome.